AUCAGCAGCACCAGUCUGGUCGACCACUUUCUCUCCCCAACAGGUGACUGCGGGGAGGCCGGCCGCCAGCCAGAUGUGGUGCGGAAGAACCAGGGCCUUGCUCCGGGUGUCGGGGUUAUGGCCGACAGGGGUGCUCGGGAGGAGACCGCUAAACUGCAGUGCUGCGUCACUGGCGGGAAGCAACUCCCCCCGGUGUUGGAACUGCGGCGGCCUAGGGGGCCCCUUGCGGGGGGACCGGUUCUUCUGCCCUCAGUGCCGCGCGCUGCAGCCACCUGACCCCACGCGAGACUACUUCAGCCUCAUGGACUGCAACCGCUCCUUCAGAGUUGACACUGCAAAGCUCCAGCAUAGGUACCAGCAACUACAGCGUCUUAUCCACCCAGAUUUCUUCAGCCAGAGGUCUCAGACUGAAAAGGAUUUCUCAGAGAAGCAUUCGACCCUUGUUAAUGAUGCCUAUAAGACUCUUCUGGCCCCCCUGAGCAGGGGACUAUACCUUCUAAAGCUCUGUGGAGUAGAGAUUCCCGAAGGGACAGAUUAUGAAAUGGACAGUCAAUUCCUCAUGGAAAUAAUGGAAAUCAAUGAAAAACUUGCAGAAGCUCAAGGUGAAACUGCCAUGAAAGAGAUGGAAUCUAUUGUCAGAGCUAAACAGAAAGAAUUGACUGACAAUGUGAGCAGAGCUUUUGAAAGAGGGGACACGGAUUUGAGCCCUGGUCCAGGAAGAUCCCACAUGCCGUGGAGUAACUACUGAGCACCACAACUACUGAGCCUGUGUUCUAGAGCCCACGAGCCACAACUACUGAGCCUGCGUUCUAGAGCCCAUGAACCACAACUACUGAGCCUGCUUACCACAACUGCUGAAGCCCGCGCACCUAGAGCCCAGCUCUGCAACAAGAGAAGCGACUGCAAUGAGAAGCCUGUGCACCACAACGAAGAGUAGCCCCUGCUCACCACAACUAGAGAAAGCCCAUGCACAGCAACGAAGAUCCAACACAGCCAAAAAUAAAUAAAUAAGUUUAGAAAAAAAGAAACAAACCAAAAUACAAACCUGUGCAGAAAAUAUGAUUUCAAUUAUGUGAAGAUGGUUGCACUUAAGAAAUUAAUGAAAGGGACAAGAUCAAAAUAUUAACUAUGCUGAAGACCUAAAUAAACGUUUCUCCAAAGAAGACAUACAGAUGGCCAAGAGGCACAUGAAAAGAUGCUCAACAUCACUAAUUAUUAGAGAAAUGCAAAUCAAAACUACAAUGAGGUAUCACCUCACACCGGUCAGAAUAGCCAUCAUCAAAAAAUCUACAAACAGGGAUUUCCCUGGUGGCGCAGUGGUUACAAAUCCACCUGCCACUGCAGGGGACACGGGUUCGAGCCCUGGUCCGGGAAGAUCCCACAUGCCGUGGACCAACAAAGCCUGUUUGCCACAACUAUUGAGCCUGUGCUCUACAGCCCGAGAGCCACAAUUACUGAGCCCGCGUGCCUAGAGCCUGUGCUCUGCAACAAGAGAAGCCACUGCAGUAAACAUCCCGCGCACCACAACAAAGAGUAGCCCCCGCUCGCUGCAACCGGAGAAAAGCCCGCAUGCAGCAAUGAAGACCCAACUCAGCCAAAAAUAAAAUAAAUUAAAAAAAAAAAACUAUCUACCUGCACACCUGCCAGAUUUCCCAGAGCAGAAUGCCUCAUUCCUGAUCUCUGCCCUGAACUCCCUUCAGAGUGUGUUGAAAGUCAGCUAUUGCAGUGGCUAAUGACCUAAUCCUUAUAAAGCCGGAUGGUGAGUGACAUUCUUUAGUUAGUAUUUGAUUUAGGCAUCAAGGUAACACUGGCCUCUUAUAAUGGAUUGGGAAAAUUUCCCUCCUCUUCUAUUUGCUGGAAGAGUUUGUAAAGUAUUGCUGUUAAUUUUUCUUUAAAUAUUCAGUAGAUUUCACUGGUGAAGCCAUGUGGACCUGGUCUUUUCUUUGUAGGAAGAUUGUUAAUUACUAAUUCAGUCUCUUAUUAUAGGUCUGUUCAAAUUUUCUAUUUCUUCUCAAAUCAGUUUUAAUUUGUCUUUCUAUGAAUUUAUCCAUUUCAUAUAAAUUAUCUAAUUUGUUGGCAUACAUUUGUUUAUGAUUUUCCCUUAUAAUUCCCUCUUUCAUUCCUAAUUUUAUUAAUUUGAGUCUUUGCUUUCUGUGUCUUGAUCCAUCUAGCUAAAGGUUUGUCAGUUUGUCAGUUGUGUUAGUCUUUUCAAAGAAUCAACUUUUAGUUUCCUUGAUUUCUCUCUAUUUUUUUCUACUCUUUAUUUCAUUUAUUUCUGCUCUAAUCUUUAUUAUUUCCUCCCUUCUGCUUGCUUUGUAUUUAGUUUACUCUUCCUUUUUCUAGUUUCUUAAGGUGGAAGUGUUUAUAGCUAAAUUUCCCUCUAGGCAUUGCUUUUACUGAAUUCCAUAAGUCUUGGUAUAUUGUAUUUUUGUUUUCAUUCAUCUCAAAGCAUUUCCCAGUUUCCCCUUGGAUUUCUUUUUCACCCUUUGGUUCUACUAGGGGUUUUGGGUUUUGUUUUCUUUUUCUACUAGGUUUUUAAAAUAAAUUUAUUUUAUUUAUUAUUUUUGGCUGUGUUGGGUCUUCGUUGCUACGUGUGGGCUUUCUCUAGUUGCAGCAAGUGGGGCUUCUCUUGUUGCAGUGAGUGGGGCUUCGC
Globicephala melas (long-finned pilot whale) is the source of this 2653-nucleotide messenger RNA. It is a transcript of the gene HSCB, whose product is annotated as HscB mitochondrial iron-sulfur cluster cochaperone. Lineage: Eukaryota; Metazoa; Chordata; Mammalia; Artiodactyla; Delphinidae. Gene Ontology annotation, molecular function: protein-folding chaperone binding; ATPase activator activity. The record is from RefSeq and is a predicted model, not a curated record. Gene Ontology annotation, biological process: protein complex oligomerization; [2Fe-2S] cluster assembly. Gene Ontology annotation, cellular component: mitochondrion.